Molecule: messenger RNA, 1619 nt
Organism: Bolinopsis microptera
Lineage: Eukaryota; Metazoa; Ctenophora; Tentaculata; Lobata; Bolinopsidae
Product: leucine zipper transcription factor-like protein 1
Exons: 5
Coding region: 158-1039 (293 amino acids)
Biological process (GO): negative regulation of protein localization to cilium
Cellular component (GO): cytoplasm
Source: RefSeq, a predicted model, not a curated record
AUGUCAAACAUUGGUUCCUGGUAAGACAAGUUAUUAAACUGGUAGUGAAAGGAGAGUCCUUACCAGAUUCGAGGCAGCUGAAACUUGUUGUGUUUGCAUGCACGCUCAAACUUUUUUAUAUACUAUUCUAACUAGUAAGCCCCAUCCAUAGCUAAAAAUGGAACUUAACGACAACCACCAUCAGAACAUUUUGAAUUAUUUGAAGUUUUCUAAAUUUCGCCGAGCUCAGAAACUUAGAGCUGUAGAUGGUAAUUUCGAGAGUACACUUUCAAGCAGAGUGUCUGCCGAAGAAACCUACACUGGCGACGAGAUAAUUGAAAUACUUGAGGAACUAAAUCAAGUUGUUAGAGCAGAUGUUGAAUCAGAAUUCCUUGAUAGCAAUCACACUAAUUGUCUUCUUUUGCGGCAACUAUUCAAGCAAGCAGAGAAAUGGCAUUUGAAGUUAAAUGUUGAUACCUCAGAACUUGAGAACAAGGCUCUGUUGGACGCAGUUGCCAAAUUAGAAGACUGUACAUCAUCUUCAUCUCUGAGGAAUGAGUCUAAAGGAAAACUUAUACCGUUAGAGGAGUCAGGUCCAGUGCCCUUGUUAAAAUUGGAAAUCAGUCGCCUGGAAGAGGAGAAUAGCAAGCUUAGAAGCCGGCUUGAGAAUGUGGAAAUGAACUGCAGUAAUACCUUGCAAGAGAAGGGGACGCUGCAGGAACAAGUCAAUAUGUUGAAAAGUCAAAUAACUUCCAGUGGUGCGGCUCCAAGUGUUCAAAUCAGUAAUCUCAAAUCUGAGAUUGAGAGACUGGAAGGUGAACUGUCUAGAAGUUCGAUUAACAGUUCCUCGACGGGAGGUUCAGUACCAGGAGAUUAUGUCAGCACUAAACAUCAGCUACUUGCAGUUCAGAGCCAACUAGAACAGACUCAAGAGGAACUGGACAGGAAAUUCAGUGAGACCACUCAGUACAACAACAUGAAGAAAAUGUUGGGUAAAAAGAAUGAACAGCUCAAGGAAAUAAGGUCUAAAUUAAGAAGAUAUGAACCUACUGACGAUUAAGUUUCAUCACAUCAGAAUGGGACAGUGUGGUUGAUAUAAACGAAAUAUUUCAGCUACUCAACGUUCAGAAAGUUAUACCGUGUAUUUUACAGAUUAAUAUCCAAGGGUUAAUUUCAAUGUACAGUUCAGUAAAUGCUAGUUUUGGGUAAGUAAGAUGCGCCUUUUGCCGGAAAGUUCGUCUAAUUUGAUUCACAUUACUACGAAAGCCAAAGUAAUGCACCUCUCCUAGGGUAGCGCUAAUAUAAAUCCAUUCACCCAAGUAUGUAAACUAUUUAUACGUAUUACUCCCUAAGCUAACAACUUUCCAGCUUUGUUCCUCUUUAUUUUCUGUCAGCACUUUGAAGUGCUUUCAAGGGCAGUCUUAUUCUAGCGGGUCUAGAAUUGUUGGGGUUGAUUAUUAAAGUUAUUAAAUCAGAUGUUAAUAUAUAUGCGCCAGAAAUUUAUUUUUAAUUAUCAUGUUCGAUGGAAAAUCACAAAUCAUUAUUAUAUAUUAUUAUGUAACUUAUUCAAUGUGAUCUAUGUAAAUUUUUACCUGUAAAAUAUUACAUGUAUUAUAGUAUAACAUAUCGCAUCCGUGUUC